Molecule: messenger RNA, 2547 nt
Organism: Pelobates fuscus (common spadefoot toad)
Lineage: Eukaryota; Metazoa; Chordata; Amphibia; Anura; Pelobatidae
Gene: TSPAN17
Product: tetraspanin 17
Exons: 8
Coding region: 273-1085 (270 amino acids)
Cellular component (GO): plasma membrane
Source: RefSeq, a predicted model, not a curated record
UCCAGGACAAGGCAAGAGAACAGACAUGGAUCUCCCAUGCUUGAGACCCCAGGAAGCGGUAUAACAAUAGGCUGCCCCGAGCUUCUAGUGCUCUCAAUGCCAGCUUUAAGCUCCCGGGCAGCUUGUGCAUCACACCCUCCCCUCCUCUGCCGCCCCUCCAACCUGCACAUUGCUCCCUUCCCCCCAGCAUCCUAUCUCUGAUCACCCAUCGCCCUGUGUUUGGGAUUAAACCUCACCCCCCUGGUCUGCUGGGUGGGCUUUGGAUGUAAACCAUGUCUGGGAAACACCAGCAUUUUAAAGGGCCCGAAGUCAGCUGUUGUGUCAAAUAUUUCUUGUUUGGAUUCAACAUAGUAUUUUGGUUGUUGGGGGCAGCUUUCCUCGCUAUUGCCUUGUGGGCAUGGGCCGAGAAGGGUGUCCUUUCCAAUAUCUCGUCCAUCACAGACCUUGGAGGCUUUGACCCUGUAUGGAUUUUCAUUGUUACUGGGGCUGUCAUGUUUGUGCUGGGAUUUGCUGGCUGCAUCGGAGCCCUCCGGGAGAACACUACGCUUCUAAAAUUUUUCUCCGUCUUCCUGGGUCUGAUCUUCUUCUUGGAGCUGACUGCAGGGAUCUUGGCUUUUGUGUUCAAAGACUGGAUCAAAGAUCAGCUCAACUUCUUCAUUAAUAACAAUGUGAAGGCAUAUCGGGAUGACAUCGACCUCCAGAACCUCAUAGACUUUGCUCAGGAAUAUUGGUCAUGUUGUGGUGCUCAUGGACCAAACGACUGGAAUCUCAACAUUUAUUUCAACUGCACAGACUCUAAUCCAAGCAGGGAGCGUUGUGGAGUGCCCUUCUCAUGCUGCGUGAAAGACCCAGCGGAAGAUGUUCAAAACACACAGUGCGGAUAUGAUGUGAGAUUAAAGCUGGAACUUGAACAGCAGAGUUACAUUUACACCAAGGGAUGUGUUGGCCAGUUUGAGAAGUGGCUUCAAGAUAAUUUAAUAGUUGUGGCUGGAGUAUUUGUUGCUGUUGCGUUAUUACAGAUUUUUGGUAUAUGUUUGGCUCAGAAUCUAGUCAGCGACAUCAGAGCUGUGAAGGCAAACUGGUGACUUCAUGCCCUCCAUGCCCGGUCUCCGGAACCCGUUUAACACUGGAUCCUGCCCAUUGGGACUGCACUGUAAUAUGAUUCAGCCACUGAUUCUCCAUCCUAGACUUUAAGGAAAUGCUUCCUCUCAUGAGUAUUUGGUGGAUAGUGGUCAAACUAGAGUGACAGUGGUCCCACUCAUUUUGUUUUCCCUCUAUUUUACGAGUGGGGGUAAGGUCAUGUUGCGUACCAUGACCCCCCCAACUUCCAAUCGUAAGCUUCCUUUUCUCCCUGGGCAUGGAGGGGCUGGCAUGGGAAGCCAAGUUGUAAAUAGGUGCAUGUGUGAUACAAGAGGGCCGUGUGACUAUGUAUGUUAAAUAUAUAUAUAUGUAAAUGUGUGUGUUGAUAUAUGUAUGUAUGUACAUACAUAAAUAAGCAACAUGAAAAGACUGUAAAGACCAUCUCUACUCUCCGUCUUUUGGAGAAGCCUCAAACUCUGUGUGGACCGUCCCCGGCAUGUCCCCAUCUCCUGCUGCUUUAUGAAAAAUGGGGAAUCAGCCAAAAUGCCCUUUCUGGUCUGACACUGGAGAAACGUCAGCUUUAUGCUUUUUUUCUUUUUUUCUUUGCUUUUUUCUUUUCUACUAUCAGUCCAGUACUAUGUUUGUUUUGUUUUUGUUUAUUUUAGUUGAUGUUAAAUAUUAUAAUUCCUAUUAUUGUUAAAUCCAGUUUUUAUGUUGUAGGUUUGUUUUAAUUUUAUGGUGCAGUCUGUGGAACCGAAUGCACUGCAGUAAACAAUUUCCAGAAAAAGCACAAAUGUGCUCAGUUACUGAAGAGCUUAUAUAGAAACGUGUACUCUUUUACCACUGCCACAGUGAUUGCUACUGCCCCCUGCAGGAAUGCUGACUCAUUACCAAGAUGGGCAUGGUAGGGGAUGAAUACCCUAUGAUAUUUAAUGAAGUGAAAAUCUGGUAAAAUUGGAUUAAUUUUUUCUGGUUACCUUUAAUUUUAACCAGUUCCUUCCUUCUCUGGACAAACUGCCACAUCUGUUUAUCUAUGGUCAUUGGCUCUGUUUUUGCUCACUGAAAAACAACCCAGACUGUUACCUACUGAGUGUAUACACUCACCUGACAGCUGUGAGCACUGUAUGGAUAUAUUUGAAGCUGCCCAUUUUUACUCUGUUCAAGGAUUAGGUCAAAGGGUAUUAACCCAGGUCUCUGCAGCUGUUCGAUUGCACUUCAUAAUCCUCACUCAUGCCCAAUUGAAGUUGUAGUCCCGCAGCUGUGUCUGAUGCAAGACGUUGUAUCCAUCAGUUACAUCAAAUAGCUCAUCCCACGGUCUUACACAUUCAGAUUUUGUUUGCUAACUCUUCAACUACAACUUGUAUUAUCUAGUAUUUGCAGCGGCUGUGAUGUGCAAGCAUAUGAGAACAUUCCAUACCGAUUGGUAUAUAUAUAUUUUUUACACCACAUUGGACCAAUAAUUUUUAU